Staurois parvus is the source of this 357-nucleotide messenger RNA. NCBI's taxonomy places the organism in Eukaryota, Metazoa, Chordata, Amphibia, Anura, Ranidae. The record is from the annotation of a GenBank genome assembly.
UCCUCGCCUGUGAUUGGCCGCCGGCACUGUAGCUCAGGAGAGGCACACAGGCGGCCAAUCACUGGCAAGGAGGUGGAGCUUGGAGAGGAGGAGCCGAGCGGGACAAUCGCGAAGAUCGAGCGAGUGAAGAGGAGGAGAGCGGCCGGAGAAGGAAGACAGCUGACAGGUAAGGAGGGAGCGAGCGAGCCAGGCUGGAGCAGGGAUCUGCAAGGUAAGUAUCUUUGGUGUCAGUGGGAAUAGUGCCCCCAUCAUUGGUGUCACUAAUACCAAUAAUGGGGCACUAUUCCUCCCACUGACACCAACGAUGGGGCACUAUUCCUCCCCCAAAUGACACCAACGAUGGGGCACUAUUCCUCC